AUGGGAAGUAGAAGAUUAAUUUUUUUAUGUUUGAGUGAUAGCAAAUAAAGACUAGGACAUAUCAGAGGUAAAAUAAGAAGAAAGGUUUGGAUAUAAAUGUGGAUAUUGUGUUUGUUUAAUUUAAAGAGUUUAAAGAUGAAAAAUGCGAUGUUGUCUAUAAAUACUUCCUAGAAGAAAUCAAAUAACUAAAAAAUCUCAAAGGAAUAUCAGAAGUAUAAAAUAAUUUAUGUAGUUGAAGUGGUACAUGUAUAGUUUAUUUUGUUGGGGUAGAAUCAUCGAAUUCAGAUUCAGAUUUAAGUGAUAGUGAUUUUGAUCCAGAACCAAAAUAACAAUAAAAACAACAACCAUAAAAACAUUAACCCUAAAGAACAUAAGCCUCUGCAAAAGGCAAUAAAGAAACAAUUACAAUAACGAUUUAAAAUUUAUUUUACUAAUAAAUAUAAUUCAUAGAAUCUAUAAAUCUACUCUAACCUUAAAAAUUUAUAAUUAAAUACUUAAUUUGUUUGA
Messenger RNA from Paramecium sonneborni, 507 nucleotides. NCBI's taxonomy places the organism in Eukaryota, Ciliophora, Oligohymenophorea, Peniculida, Parameciidae. The record is from the annotation of a GenBank genome assembly.